This is a messenger RNA of Parus major (Great Tit), 3031 nucleotides long. It is a transcript of the gene GRM7, whose product is annotated as glutamate metabotropic receptor 7. The record is from RefSeq and is a predicted model, not a curated record. The annotation marks the transcript as partial. Gene Ontology annotation, biological process: regulation of synaptic transmission, glutamatergic; G protein-coupled glutamate receptor signaling pathway. Gene Ontology annotation, molecular function: group III metabotropic glutamate receptor activity. The transcript is spliced from 10 exons. NCBI's taxonomy places the organism in Eukaryota, Metazoa, Chordata, Aves, Passeriformes, Paridae. Gene Ontology annotation, cellular component: membrane.
GGCCGGGCGGGCAGGGUGCUGCGGCUGCUGGCGCUGCUGGAGCUGCCCUGCUGCCUGCUGGAGCUGCUGCUCGGGGAGGCGGCCCGCGGGCAGGAGAUGUACGCGCCCCACUCCAUCCGGCUGGAGGGGGACAUCACCCUGGGCGGCCUCUUCCCCGUGCACGCCAAGGGCCCCCCGGGCUCCCCCUGCGGGGACAUCAAGAAGGAGAACGGCAUCCACAGGCUGGAGGCGAUGCUCUACGCCCUGGACCAGAUCAACAGCGACCCGGACCUGCUGCCCAACGUCACGCUGGGUGCCCGCAUCCUGGACACCUGCUCCCGGGACACCUACGCGCUGGAGCAGUCCCUCACCUUCGUCCAGGCGCUCAUCCAGAAGGACACCUCCGACGUGAGGUGCACCAACGGCGAGCCGCCCGUCUUCGUCAAGCCGGAGAAAGUAGUUGGAGUGAUCGGGGCGUCGGGAAGUUCCGUGUCCAUUAUGGUGGCCAACAUCCUCCGGCUGUUCCAGAUCCCACAAAUCAGUUAUGCCUCAACUGCACCAGAGUUGAGCGAUGACAGGCGCUAUGAUUUCUUCUCACGGGUGGUUCCUCCAGAUUCCUUCCAAGCACAAGCAAUGGUGGACAUUGUGAAAGCUUUGGGAUGGAAUUAUGUAUCCACUUUGGCAUCUGAAGGGAAUUAUGGAGAAAAAGGAGUCGAGUCCUUCAUGCAAAUUUCCAGAGAGGCAGGUGGGCUCUGCAUUGCCCAGUCCCUGAAGAUCCCCCAGGACCGCAAGGACAAGAGCAUCGACUUCGAUAAAAUCAUCCGGCAGCUGCUGGAGACGCCCAACGCCAGGGCCAUCGUCAUCUUCGCCAACGACGAGGACAUCAGGCAGAUCCUGGCGGCCGCCAAGAGGGCAGAUCAGGUGGGACAUUUCCUGUGGGUGGGCUCGGACACCUGGGGCUCCAAGGUGAGCCCGCUGCUGCAGCAGGAGGACGUGGCCGAGGGAGCCAUCACCAUCCUGCCCAAGAGAGCCACCAUCGAGGGCUUUGACACCUAUUUCACCUCUCGAACCCUGGAGAACAACAGGAGGAACGUGUGGUUUGCAGAGUACUGGGAGGAGAACUUCAACUGCAAGCUGACCAUCACUGGCUCCAAGAAGGAGGACACGGACCGAAAAUGCACAGGUAACUCACCCUUCCCCUGUGCUGUGCCAGUGUGGGAGCCAGGAAUGGUUUUAUUUCAGUCAAGGGCAGCUGCAGAGUGUGGGUUUGUUUUAGAUGGAGGAUGGAACCAUUUAGGAAGGAAUCCUUCCCCUGUGAGGAUGAAAGGAUUUGGCAGAGGUUUGGUGUUGGGUGGUUGGAUUUUGUCUUGUUUCCUUCCCCCAGGCAGUGCUGGCACUCCAGUGAUGUUCAACAAGAACGGGGACGCCCCGGGGCGCUACGACAUCUUCCAGUACCACAGCAGCAACACCAGCACGCCCGGCUACCGCCUCGUGGGCCAGUGGACAGACGACCUCCAGCUCAACAUCGAGGAGAUGCAGUGGGGCGGCGGGGUGCGUUCCGUGCCCCCCUCGGUGUGCAGCCAGCCGUGCCGGCCGGGCGAGAGGAAGAAGAUGGUGAAGGGGAUGCCGUGCUGCUGGCACUGCGAGCUGUGUGACGGGUACCAGUACCAGGCCGACGAGGUCACCUGCCUGCUCUGCUCCUACAACGAGCGGCCCAACGAGAACCGCACCGGCUGCCGCUCCAUCCCCAUCAUCAAGCUGGAGUGGCACUCGCCCUGGGCCGUCAUCCCCGUCUUCCUGGCCAUGCUGGGGAUCAUCGCCACCAUCUUCGUCAUGGCCACCUUCAUCCGCUACAACGACACGCCCAUCGUGCGGGCCUCGGGCCGCGAGCUCAGCUACGUGCUGCUGACCGGCAUCUUCCUGUGCUACAUCAUCACCUUCCUGAUGAUCGCCAAGCCCGACGUGGCCGUCUGCUCCUUCCGCAGGAUCUUCCUGGGGCUGGGCAUGUGCAUCAGCUACGCCGCCCUGCUGACCAAGACCAACCGCAUCUACCGCAUCUUCGAGCAGGGCAAGAAGUCGGUGACUGCGCCCAGGCUGAUCAGCCCCACCUCGCAGCUGGCCAUCACCUCCAGCCUCAUCUCCGUCCAGCUGCUCGGGGUCUUUAUUUGGUUUGCGGUCGACCCGCCCAACAUCAUCAUAGAUUACGAUGAGCAGAAAACUAUGAACCCCGAUCAGGCCAGAGGAGUUCUCAAAUGUGACAUUACGGAUCUACAAAUCAUUUGUUCCUUGGGUUAUAGCAUUCUGCUCAUGGUGACGUGCACUGUGUAUGCCAUCAAGACUCGGGGGGUCCCAGAGAAUUUUAAUGAAGCCAAACCCAUUGGAUUCACUAUGUACACUACCUGUAUAGUAUGGCUUGCCUUCAUUCCAAUAUUUUUUGGCACUGCCCAGUCAGCCGAAAAGCUCUACAUCCAGACCACCACGCUCACCAUCUCCAUGAACCUGAGCGCGUCGGUGGCGCUGGGGAUGCUCUACAUGCCCAAGGUUUACAUCAUCAUCUUCCACCCCGAGCUCAACGUGCAGAAGCGCAAGCGCAGCUUCAAGGCCGUGGUGACGGCGGCCACCAUGUCCUCGCGCCUGUCCCACAAGCCCAGCGACCGGCCCAACGGCGAGGCCAAGACGGAGCUCUGCGAGAACGUGGAUCCCAACAACUCUAUACCACCAGUAAGAAAGAGUGUUCAAAAGUCUGUUACUUGGUACACUCUCCCACCUACUGUAUAGCUUUUGCCUGCUUUCCAAAAAGGCCCUGCUGCCAAGAAGAAAUACGUGAGCUACAACAACCUGGUGAUCUAGGCCUGGCUGCCGAGGGCCGCGGGCCCCGGGCCGUGCCUGCCUGAGGGCACGGGGGCGAGAGGAGCCGGGCUCUGGGUGCUCCGGGAUCUGCUCUGGAAGCUCUGGGAUCUGCUCUGGGAUCUGCUUCAGGAUCUGCUCCAGGAGCUCAAGGAUCUGCUCUGGGAUCUGCUCCAGGAUCUGCUCCGGGAGCUCUGGGAUCUGC